AUGACAAAAUUAACAGUGUUGGAAAAAGGACCAAUUCAGCUGCUAGACGUGAAAAAACUUUCACUCGGUAGGAAAAAACUUCCCGGAUCUGUCGGUGUCCCCAGUACAAUAUUGGAACCUCCAAAUGUGUACAAGAGCAGAUGGCGAUCAAUUAGGGUCAUGUACCUCACUAUGUUUCUUAGUAGUGUGUCAUUCUCCAUAUGUAUGUCCUCCAUAUGGCCUUACCUACAGUUGCUGGACCCGUCUGCUACCACUAACUUCCUAGGCUGGGUGGUGGCUUCAUAUAGUUUGGGACAGCUGCUAGCCUCUCCAUUCUUUGGUUUCUGGGCUAAUAAAAGAAAAAGAAGUCGAGAACCCCUGGUUGUGUCCCUUAUCAUCAAUAUACUAGCGACUGUCCUGUACGCAUAUCUUCAAAGUCUAAACUCGCAUCGGAGUAUAGCACUUCUUCUAUCCAGAGCAUUCAUAGGCUUUGGAGCAGGUAAUGUAGCCGUUGUGCGGUCCUAUGUGUCUGGAGCUACUACUACACGUGAGAGGACAGGGGCAAUGGCUAGUAUGAGUGCCUGUCAGGCAGUGGGCUUCAUAUUUGGACCAUCAAUCCAGACAGCGAUGGUGCCUAUAGGAUGGCCUGGACCUGUCCACGAGGCUGCUUUCCACAUUGAUCUCUACACAAUGCCUGCUUGGCUUAGCGCUGUUGUUGGCGUCAUCAACAUAAUACUUUUGGUGGUAGUUUUUCAGGAGCACAAAGUUGACAAUGAUGAGGAUAUAAACUUCAAUAUCCAAGGAGGUGACGAAAUGCCCGACUACACACCAGAUCGUACAGCUGUCAUCGCCUCACUCAUACUAUUCUUCUUCGUUUUAUUCCUCUUUACAGUGUUUGAAACUAUUGCCACGCCAUUAACGAUGGAUAUGUUUUCCUGGACAAAGAGUGAAGCCACAUUGUAUACAGGGAUCAUCCUAGCUGUUGGUGCAGUAGUCUCUGUUUUUGUCUUUUUUGUCGUCAAAAUCCUCGUCAAAAGGUUCAACGAGCGCUAUAUCCUAAUAGGGGGAUUUCUAUUCUGCCUGUGUGGGUUCGCCAUCUUCCUGCCAUGGGGAAACCAUUACCCAGAUUACCAAGAUCAAGACUUAGUACCAUCCGCACUAGCUAAUCCUACAAUUGCGCCAAACUCAACCGCAGCAACAAAUUGGUCAACACCUUUUAUAACGACCCCGGAUAGCAACAGUUCAACAGGUGAUGAACCCGAGAAGAGGGGUUGUCCUAUUUCCUACAAGUGGUGUGCUUACACACCGCGAAUACCUUUACCUCAGUUCCUCGUGGGCACACUCAUGAUUGUCAUUGGCUACCCCAUUUGUAACUUGAUGAUAUACACACUGUUCUCAAAAGUCCUUGGACCCAAGCCGCAGGGGGUAAUGAUGGGACUUCUCACCGGUUCUGGGAGCCUGGCACGAACCCUCGGACCAGUGUUUGUUAGUCAGGUGUAUAAUGCCUAUGGACCGAGAGUAACGUUUAUAUCCACGUGUGGGAUAAUAAUCCUGUCAUUAGUUGGAUGUUUAUCAGUGUUUAAGAAACUUGUACCAUUUAGAUACCAACAAAGUAACAAUUUGUAAUGCGACCAUAUUAAUAAUGUGGUGCACUGGACUACUUAUCAUAUCAUGAAAUAACCUGUGCUAUUUGACAUAUUUUCAAUUGCCAAGACGGUGAGA
Ylistrum balloti is the source of this 1701-nucleotide messenger RNA. RefSeq names its product major facilitator superfamily domain-containing protein 8-like. Gene Ontology annotation, molecular function: transmembrane transporter activity. Gene Ontology annotation, biological process: transmembrane transport. The coding region runs from base 1 to 1605 and encodes 534 amino acids. Gene Ontology annotation, cellular component: lysosomal membrane. The transcript is spliced from 11 exons. The record is from RefSeq and is a predicted model, not a curated record. NCBI's taxonomy places the organism in Eukaryota, Metazoa, Mollusca, Bivalvia, Pectinida, Pectinidae.